AUGGAGGUUUUUCCUCCAAGAAUAAGAAAACUGUGGAAGGAUUGGGAGCUAAGGUCAUUGGUUUUCCUCAGCCUCGCCUCACAAAUGCUUCUAAUUUUUCUGGGCAACCACAGGAAGUACAUUCCCAAAACUUGGAUUAAAGUUGUGGUCUGGUCUGCCUACUUGCUGGCGGAUGCUGUGGCAUCUAUGGCCCUUGGCGUGCUCUUAAAUAACAUAGGAGAAAUCUACGGCAAUGGUGGUGUUCCUGAUUCCAAUGGUGAGAUUGCUGCGUUUUGGGCACCGUUUUUUCUGUUGCAUUUGGGUGGCCCAGACACUAUUACAGCAUGCUCUUUGGAAGACAAUGAGUUGUACCUAAGGCACGCAUUUCAGUUACUUUUCCAAACACUAACCACAGUAUUGACCUUUCUAACUGCAUGGAAUGGCUCGCGGAUUUCAAUUCUUGCAAUACCAAUGAUUAUUGUUGGGUUUAUCAAGUAUGGAGAGAGGACAUGGACUCUCUGGUCAGCAAGCAGUAAUCAACUUAAAGAAUGGGUGCUCUCUUCGGCUGCUGCUGAUUCCAAUUACCCCAAAUUCUUGGAUGAGUACCCAUUGUAUCUUGCCGAGGGAUACAAAGUGGAAAGAGACUUCAUGAUAGAUGCUCCGGCUUUUAAAAUAAACACGUCUGAGUCUGGAAACGAAUUCAAUUCUGAUCAAAAGAUCAUAUUCGCCUAUGCUUUAUUUCAUAUAUACAAGUGUCUCUUUGCAGAUUUGAGCAACAGCGACAUCGAGCGAGAAAGCAUUGAGCCUUUAUUAAAGGAUAUGUCUCAUAAAGAUGUUUUUAGUGUGAUCACUAUUGAACUAGGAUUCAUUUUGUGUGUUUCCUUAAUGAUGGUUUCUUAUUUUUCAACUAUAGUUAUGGCCUCCGAAGGCAGUUCCUCAAGCACCCCGACAUUGGAUGACAUCGACGAUACAGUUACAAUUUAA
Pistacia vera is the source of this 963-nucleotide messenger RNA. RefSeq lists its product as uncharacterized. The transcript has 2 exons. The coding region runs from base 1 to 963 and encodes 320 amino acids. The record is from RefSeq and is a predicted model, not a curated record. Lineage: Eukaryota; Viridiplantae; Streptophyta; Magnoliopsida; Sapindales; Anacardiaceae.